This is a messenger RNA of Anthostomella pinea, 240 nucleotides long. Lineage: Eukaryota; Fungi; Ascomycota; Sordariomycetes; Xylariales; Xylariaceae. The record is from the annotation of a GenBank genome assembly.
AUGCCGCUGGCGCUGUGGCUGGCCGACACGAACACGGCGCGCGAAUGGAAGUCGACCGUCGACGAGGCGAGCAGCACCGCCUUGACCUCGUGGAAGAGCAGCCAGCUCGAGACGUGGUUGACCCCGGACUGCCGCUCGAGGCCGUCCCUGGUGCGCGGCUCAGGCGUGUUCUCAACGCCCGUUUUGUUGAUACUGCGGCGACCACUCCAACCGGCCGUGACGCUUUUGACGACUCGUUAA